Messenger RNA from Python bivittatus (Burmese python), 2817 nucleotides. It is a transcript of the gene GRIN1, whose product is annotated as glutamate ionotropic receptor NMDA type subunit 1. Gene Ontology annotation, cellular component: membrane. Gene Ontology annotation, molecular function: signaling receptor activity; ligand-gated monoatomic ion channel activity. Lineage: Eukaryota; Metazoa; Chordata; Lepidosauria; Squamata; Pythonidae. The record is from RefSeq and is a predicted model, not a curated record. Gene Ontology annotation, biological process: monoatomic ion transport.
AUGCGGCUCCUGCUGCUGGCCGUGCUGGUCUGGUUCUCGGUGGCCCGCGCGGGCUGCGAGCCCAAGAUCAUCAACAUCGGCGCGGUGCUGAGCACCAAGAAGCACGAGCAGGUCUUCCGCGACGCCAUCAGCCAGGCCAACAAGCGGCACGGCACCUGGAAGAUCCAGCUGAACGCCACCUCCGUCACCCACAAGCCCAAUGCCAUCCAGAUGGCCCUCUCCGUCUGCGAGGACCUCAUCUCCAGCCAGGUGUACGCCAUCUUAGUGAGCCACCCGCCAGCGCCAAACGACCACUUGACGCCAACACCUGUGUCCUACACAGCUGGGUUCUAUCGGAUUCCAGUCCUCGGGCUGACCACGCGCAUGUCCAUAUACUCAGAUAAGAGUAUUCACUUGUCCUUCCUGCGCACGGUCCCCCCCUACUCCCACCAGUCCAACGUUUGGUUUGAGAUGAUGCGCUUUUACAAGUGGAACCAUAUCAUCCUCAUUGUCAGCGAUGACCACGAAGGGCGAGCUGCCCAAAAGAAACUGGAGACCCUCUUGGAAGAGAAGGAAUCCAAGAGUAAAAAAAGGAACUAUGACAGCCUCGAACAACUAUCCUAUGACAGCAAGCGAGGACCCAAGGCUGAGAAAGUGCUUCAGUUUGAACCAGGAACCAAAAAUGUGACUUCACUGCUAUUGGAAGCUAAAGAACUGGAGGCUCGGGUUAUUAUCCUUUCUGCAAGCGAGGACGAUGCCACCACCGUGUACAUGGCAGCAGCCAAAGAAAACAUGACCGGUCCGGGUUACGUGUGGCUGGUGGGAGAAAGGGAGAUCUCAGGCAACGCCUUGCGCAAUGCCCCAGAAGGGCUGAUUGGCCUGCAGCUCAUGAACGGGAAGAACGAAUCCGCUCACAUUCGGGACGCGGUUGCCGUGGUGGCCCAGGCUGUGCACGACUUGUUUGAGAAGGAGAACAUCACAGACCCGCCCCGGGGCUGUGUGGGGAACACCAACAUCUGGAAGACAGGGCCUCUCUUUAAAAGGGUGCUGAUGCAGACCAAGUACGCGGAAGGCGUGACUGGCAGGGUGGAGUUCAACGAAGAUGGGGACAGAAAAUACGCCAACUACAGCGUCAUGAAUCUCCAGAAUAACAAACUGGUGCAGGUCGGAGUCUACAACGGGAGCCACUUUCUGCCCAAUGACCGAAAGAUCGUCUGGCCUGGAGGAGAAACAGAAACACCCCAGGGCUAUGAGAUGUCUACAAAGCUAAAGAUAGUCACGAUCCACCAGGAGCCGUUUGUCUACGUGAAGCCCACCCUGGCGGACGGGAAGUGCAAGCCGCUCCUCAACAGCACGGGGGGGCUGGUGCAGCAGGUGCUCUGCACGGGGCCCAACGAGACCAUGCCAGGCCGCCCCAGCGUGAUGUUAUGCUGCUACGGCUUCUGCAUCGACUUACUCAUCAAGCUGGCAAAGACAAUGAAUUUUACCUAUGAAGUCCAUCUAGUGGGUGACGGUAAAUUUGGCACACAAGAACGGGUGAACAACAGCAACAAGAAGGAGUGGAACGGGAUGAUGGGGGAGCUGCUGAGCGGCCAGGCUGACAUGAUUGUGGCACCAUUAACCAUUAACAACGAGCGGGCUCAGUACAUUGAGUUUUCCAAGCCUUUUAAGUACCAAGGACUUACCAUCCUAGUGAAAAAGGAAAUUCCCCGCAGCACCCUGGAUUCAUUCAUGCAACCAUUCCAGAGCACACUGUGGCUCCUGGUGGGGCUGUCGGUGCACGUGGUGGCUGUGAUGUUAUAUCUGCUGGACCGUUUCAGUCCCUUUGGCCGAUUUAAAGUGAAUAGUGAAGAAGAGGAAGAGGAUGCCCUGACCCUUUCAUCAGCCAUGUGGUUUUCCUGGGGGGUCCUUCUGAAUUCUGGCAUUGGAGAAGGUGCCCCACGAAGUUUCUCAGCUCGAAUCCUUGGCAUGGUCUGGGCUGGUUUUGCCAUGAUUAUCGUGGCCUCCUACACUGCCAACCUGGCUGCUUUCCUGGUGUUAGACAGGCCUGAGGAACGAAUCACUGGCAUCAACGAUCCUCGGUUGAGAAACCCUUCAGAUAAGUUUAUCUAUGCCACAGUGAAGCAGAGUUCAGUGGACAUUUAUUUCCGGAGGCAGGUGGAGCUAAGCACCAUGUACCGGCACAUGGAGAAACACAAUUAUGAAAGUGCUGCUGAAGCCAUCCAGGCUGUUCGGGACAACAAACUCCACGCAUUCAUCUGGGACUCAGCUGUACUAGAAUUUGAAGCCUCGCAGAAGUGUGAUCUGGUGACCACAGGGGAGCUUUUCUUCCGCUCUGGCUUCGGCAUUGGAAUGCGCAAGGACAGUCCCUGGAAGCAGAACGUCUCUCUCGCCAUCCUCAACCUCCAUGAGAAUGGCUUCAUGGAAGAACUUGACAAGACUUGGGUGAGAUAUCAGGAGUGUGACUCCCGUAGCAAUGCUCCGGCUACACUCACCUUCGAAAACAUGGCAGGUGUAUUCAUGCUGGUGGCUGGAGGUAUUGUGGCCGGGAUAUUUUUAAUAUUCAUAGAAAUAGCAUACAAAAGGCAUAAAGACGCCCGGAGGAAGCAGAUGCAACUGGCGUUUGCAGCAGUUAAUGUGUGGCGGAAAAACCUGCAGGAUAGAAAAAGUGGUAGAGCAGAACCAGACCCUAAAAAGAAAGCCACUUUUAGGUCCAUCACCUCUACCCUGGCCUCCAGCUUCAAGAGACGUAGGUCAUCCAAAGACACGCAGUAUCACCCCACAGACAUCACUGGGCAACUCAAUCUCUCUGACCCCUCGGUCAGCACCGUGGUGUGA